Entamoeba dispar SAW760 is the source of this 258-nucleotide messenger RNA. Its product is annotated as GTPase_rho, putative. Gene Ontology annotation, biological process: cortical cytoskeleton organization; establishment or maintenance of cell polarity; actin filament organization. Lineage: Eukaryota; Evosea; Mastigamoebida; Endamoebidae. The record is from RefSeq and is a predicted model, not a curated record. The annotation marks the transcript as partial. Gene Ontology annotation, molecular function: protein kinase binding; GTPase activity; GTP binding. Gene Ontology annotation, cellular component: cytoplasmic vesicle; cell projection; cytoskeleton. The transcript is spliced from 2 exons.
AUGAAAAGAAUAAAAGAAGAAAUUGGAACAAAACUUGAUACUAGAAACGAUCCUACUAUUGUUAAAAGAUUAGCAGAACAAGGUAUGACUGUUAUUAAUACUGCAAAAGGAGAAGAACUUAAAAAUCGUAUAAAAGCUGUCAAAUAUAUUGAAUGUUCUGCAAAAACAAGCGAAAAUUUAAAGACAGUUUUCGAUGAAGCAGUUAAAACUGUGUUAAUGAAUAAACCACAGCAAAGAUCAAAGUGUGCUCUUUUAUAA